This is a messenger RNA of Cyprinus carpio (common carp), 2010 nucleotides long. It is a transcript of the gene kazald2, whose product is annotated as Kazal-type serine peptidase inhibitor domain 2. Gene Ontology annotation, cellular component: extracellular region. NCBI's taxonomy places the organism in Eukaryota, Metazoa, Chordata, Actinopteri, Cypriniformes, Cyprinidae. Gene Ontology annotation, biological process: regulation of signal transduction; regulation of cell growth. The record is from RefSeq and is a predicted model, not a curated record. Gene Ontology annotation, molecular function: insulin-like growth factor binding.
AAGUUAGAGCUGCCUCUGUGUUUUCUUUCCCACCUUCUUGCUCAUUGUUGCUCUUUUGUGACACUGUAACAGAGUCCGGUUUAUAAGGAUACUUUAAGGACUGAGCAGGGAGAAAAGGCUUUGCUGAUGAUCACAGGAGUUCUAGAAACACUGCAUUUUGGGAUUUUCAGGCCUAGUGACUGCCCUUCAAGACUGCUUUUGUUGGCCUGCUACAUCAACAUUAAAAGCUAAUUCUGCUAUCAGAGACAAGGAGUUUCUUCAUCCAUUGGCUGUUUUUGGUGACUUCAACCAGUUUAACCUGACAGACAAUGGCUUAUUUACUAGUUUUACUGGUGCUGAUGCUAGUUUCAGUAUCUGAGUCCUUCCAUCUGGAGCACCUCGGUCGCUUUGACUGGCAGAAGAGCAUUCGACCAGGCGAGGGAUGCCCUAAAAAGUGCCACCCUGAGCGCUGUCCAGAUGUUAGGCAGCUGCAGGGUUGUCCAGCUGGGCUGGUUCGUGACCAGUGCGGGUGCUGCUGGGAAUGUGGAAACGGUGAGGGGCAAUUGUGUGACCCGGAGCCCCGAUCUGGGUCUACUUUUUACGGGCGCUGCGCUGAAGGUCUGCGCUGCAGAGCCCCACGCAGAAACCCCGCAGGUGAACCCAGAGCCAUCUGUGUGUGCAGUAAGCAGGAAGCACUCUGCGCUUCUGAUGGAAAGACAUAUAAAAAUAUAUGCCAGUUUCGGGCAGCCCAACACAAGCAAGGCAAAGGUCAGAUGCUGACAAUGGUGCACCAUGGACCCUGCAAGUCAAAACCAAUUAUCACUUAUGCUCCCCGUGACAUCAUCACAACCAAAGGAAGUGAUGUCAUCUUUUCCUGUGAGGUGUCAUCUUAUCCAUUGGCCUCCAUCCAGUGGAGUAAAGAAGGAGACAUUAUUUCUUUUCCUGCUGAUGAUUCAAGCACAGCUGUACAGGCCCGUGGGGGUCUGCGGCGGUUUGAAUUGACCGCCUGGCUCCAGAUUCAAGGAGUGGGGCCGAAUGAUGCAGGUGUGUACACAUGCACCGCCAGGAACGCCUUCGGAGAGGUGUCUGCCUCCGCCAGAUUACAGGUUACACAUGGAGGUGAACUUGGCCUUCCGAGAAUCCGACAGAGCUGACGAUAACCGUACACCAGUCGAGGGCUUUCUCCAGCAGGAACGUAAAGGCUGGUGAUGACAGGAGGUCGAGAGGGUCCUAGAUGGGGGGAGAUUUGGAAGGGAAAGGGAGAAGGGAUGGAAGGGCUUGUGUAUUAUGUGGCAGGUCGUUGCUGUGACUGUCUGCCUGUUAUCUCUUUCUCUGGGGGGUUUGAUCCUUUAGACUGGCCCUUAUCUUCACCACCAGUGCCUGCAAUAAACCCCCCACCCCCACCCCCCAAUCCCUCGCUUCCCGGAACGUCCCAACUGCUAUGAACUCUGGGAUAGGUGGAAGUGAAAGGUGACUCUGGACACAUGACAGACCCAUUCCUAUAGGUUUAGAGGCUAUAUAGAAAAAUAGAAAGAGAAGGUUUAAACAUAACAAGCGUCUGUGUGUAUGUUUUACAGGAAGUUGUGGGCAAAAAUAUUGAGAAAAUGCAGAGCUUUCUAAAUAUGAUUAAAAGUAAAUGGGCUGCGCUUUAUUUAGUGCAUUAAUUAAUAGAUCCCAUUUGCAUGGUGGUAAUGGCUGUUCACCACAUUUUCACUUUGUUAGUUAAAAAAAGCAUCUACUAAAAUGUUUUACUACAGUAAGCUAUAUCAAUUAUAGUACAUGCAAAUAAAAAGUAAAUGUUUAUUGGCAUCUGUGGUUCCAUGAAAAACCUUUAACGACAAAAAGUUCUUUAUAGUGGAAGAAGGUUCUUUAGAUUUUUAAAAAGCUCCUCACACUAAUAAAAAACUGAUCACUGAAAGGUUCUUUAGGGAACCAUCUGUGCUGCGAAAACCCCUUUUGAAACAUUUAUUUUUAAGAGUGUAUUAAACAAAAUAAAAAUAAAUAGUUAUUUUUUGUUUUGCAUCAUAAAUA